AGGGGCCUCUAGUCGGCGUCCGACGCUUGCAUGUGCGACACGCGCGGCCGCUACCCGGGAGUAUCUCGCCGUGUUCUCGUCAGGAUGAUCAACUGUGAGCGGCUCAUCGCCGAGGUCUACAAGCGGGAACCCCUCUGGAACAGCUACAACGUCCUGCACAGGAGUGCCGUCGCCACCAGCAAUCUCUGGGGCGAAGUCGCCGAGAUCCUCGGAUCGGAUAGCCACAGCGUGAAGAAAAAAUGGAAAGGCUUGCGCGACUACUACCGAACUGAGCUGAAGAAGAUGUACGGCCACAAACCGGGCGACACUACAAUUAACCUCAACAUCUCCUCGCACCAGGUCUCCACGUGGCCCUACUACGACAUGCUCCACUUCCUUAAGGACUCCAUGCUCAGCUACUACAUCAAACCCAAAACAAAGGAACCCAUCGCUGUCUACCCGGACGACGAGUUCCCCCAGGACCUCACCGACCGCUCCAGCUCCCCCGCAAACUCCGAACCCGACCCUGUGGUCAAACUCCUCACCCCACGCGAACAACAAAUCGCGGAGGUCCCGGAACCAGACUCUCCAGAACUCCCAGAACAUGGCUGCCAGACGGAGGUCUCCUUGCUGCCUGUCUCCGGCCUCCACACCCUCGCGGAGAUCGCGAACGUCGCCGACCCUGCGGGGAGGCGAAAGCGGCCACGGUUGGAGAGGACGUACAGUUCGCAGAUGCUGGAGAUCGAGAGGCAGAGGUCGGCUGUGGAGGUCGAGAGGAGGUCUGUGGAGCUCGAGAGGAGGUCUGUGGAGAAGGAGAUCUGCGAGCCGGAUGAUGAUGACUUCCUGUUCCUGAGGAGUCUCCUACCGGACAUCAAGAUCCUACCGCGGUCCAGGAAGCUCUUGGUACGCAUCAAGAUGCAGGAGAUGGUUUAUAAUGAGAUCAGUAAGCUGGAGAACGAGCUCAGUGAGAACCGACCGUUCAGGGUUUGAGAGGUUCGGGUCUUCGCCAGGGUUUGGGCUCUGGGUGAAAUUUAGGGUGUGAAUUAUGGGGGGGGGGGCGGACAAUAGAUUGAAAGUAGGAAUUUUUUAAUUGACUUCAUAAUUUUGUUUUUUAAAUUUGUCAAAUUAAAAAUAAUGAUUUUUUUCCUUAAGUGUACUCUUACUUAAGUUCCUUAAGUAUAGAGUGUAUUUGAUAGACAUGAUAAGUUAAAAAAAUCCUUUUUUCCUUAAGUUUUUUUUUAUUUAUUUAUUUUUUUUUAUUGAGCUAAGUACUUUUAACAUGCUGAGUAGUCGUCUAAUAAUUCACAUUGAUACAUGACGAGUGAAUUAUAUCAAUCAUUCUGUUUUACCAAUACUGUCCUCCUAGAUUUACUACCGAACUAAAGUGUGGUACGCCAAGUGCGUCGAUCCGUAUUUCACCUCUGAGCCCUCACUAAACCCGAUGUGAGCUGUAAUCAUACUAGCUGUUGUUAAGGUACCAGUAACUUCAUGUCGGGUGCUAAAUUUGCCCAAAAAUUGUGAUAUUUCGUUGAUGUUCUCUCAUUUUAGACGUAGGUAAGAAGGUUAUUUUUCUAGUAGCUCAAGCCUCGGGCUCAUUUCCUCAUUAUCAUGUAAAUACUCUAGUUUUCUAAAUCUCUCGAGUUACGAUAUCCUAGUUAUAGUUUUUUGAGAAUAUUAGUCGUAAGUAAAAUGUUGAUGGAUAGACGUAAAAACUAAAUUUGUUCCUGUUGAACCGUCAUGGGCGCACACAAAAAUAAGCAAUAAAUUAAGGAAUGUUUGAGAUUAAGUGUAAGGUGAUAAUAAGCAAGUAAGAAACCAUUUUUUUCUGGUGCCAAGUAGUUAAGAACACUAAACGAAUGGUGCCAAGUUGACGAAAAUACUCUCGAUCAGGUUUUCUAAUUUUAAAAUCUUCUUAUUAAGGAUGCAAAAUAGGAAUUGGAUCAGCCAUGUUGCCCUUUUCCUUUGAAUUUGAACCUUUUAAUUUUUGAUGCCUUUCUUUUGGUCUCAACUGUAAUUUAGCUGACUCUAAUGUGAAAAGACAUUGUGUUUUUAGCUUUUGGUUAGCAGGUUUUAGUCUGUAGUCUGAAAAAGCCCUGUGAACUCUAAUUUAGAUAAGAAAGUUAGGUUAUUGUUAUUUUUACGAACAUCUCAAGAAAUUAGUCUCAGUUAUUGACUGUAGAAUCUCAUCUGAAUUAGGCUAUUUUUUAUUAUGUGCACCGCGCAUUUUUUUACAAAGGUAUUUUCAUUUUAAAUCGCUGGAAAGCUUGUGAUAUUAAUGAUCAAUAUGAAACGUCCCGUAAACUUUCCUUUCCUCCAAAAUGUGCGUGUCUGGAUUCUAAUAUUUCUUCCACAUUGAAAAUUUGUCCGUAAUUUCUUCUUGAUAAUUUCUUCAAUUCCAGAUGAAAUUGUGUUGUUUAAAUUAAUUUAUUGAAGCGAAAUUAUGCUGUAUACCCAUUUUUUCUCGAAUAGUUUUGCUCAGAUGACUUUAAAAAAUAAUUCAAAUGAAUGAUUCCGUCUCUUCUAUUGCCGUUGCGGGAUUAAAAAUCCCUGCACAGCUACUCAUGAUUUGACACUUAUGUACGUCUUUCAUACCUUUUUUCGAUGUUUAAUAUUUUUUACUGAAGAGUUAUUGAGCAUUCCAAAGUUUCUUCCUGAAUUUACUUUACUUUUGAUCACAAAAAUUGUCCUAUUUUCUUCUUUUCUUCUCUUUUUUUUUCGAAAUUUCUAGUUGUGUUAAUUUUGUGUAAAUUUAUUAUAAAACAUUCCAUUAAUUUUUUUCUUCGCCCUUUCAUUAAUUAAACUUUGCUAAGUCAAAAUUAUUGAUGAAGACAGAUGUCAAAGCCAGACGGGUUGCGAAAGGCCACAUCACUGAUAUCGGUUGUGUUCUAUAUUAGUUUCCUAUUUUAAUACGUACCUAUUUCAAUGUUUGACACAUCACGUUUAAAUGACAAAUUCGCAGGAUGAAAUUGACAACAAGGAAGAAAAGGAAGCUCUCUAAGAAAUGAGACAAUCGCUUCGGCAAAGACAAUUCACUCAAAUGCGAGCCUACCAUGAAAAAUUAAUUAAAAUUAAGUGCUUUACGAUACAGUCCCUCCUCAUGUCAGUCGCCUUUAAUGUUACAAAAAAUGCUGAAGUUUGUUUUUUAUUUAAAUAUUGUUCUUGUAUUUUUUUAAUUUUGUAAAUUGCCCACUGAAUAAAUAGAAAUAACUUUUCUACGAA
Molecule: messenger RNA, 3198 nt
Organism: Bemisia tabaci
Lineage: Eukaryota; Metazoa; Arthropoda; Insecta; Hemiptera; Aleyrodidae
Biological process (GO): regulation of transcription by RNA polymerase II
Cellular component (GO): nucleus; transcription regulator complex
Molecular function (GO): DNA binding
Source: RefSeq, a predicted model, not a curated record